AUGUCUGAUGAAAUGAACCACACCGACCACGUUUUUAGCGCUACUACUUCCGGAACGUCCUCUUCGUUCGUCAAUGAUUCAAUCUCUGUCACUGCCGUCACAGUCUCAAAGCUCAACAACGAAACAUCUUCGCAAGAAGACUCUUCUGACAAGCAAGGUCGCAAGAAGCAAAAUAAGCAAAACUCGAAAGGUUUACAGAAAAGCGACAGUAAAGAUACGAAAACCAAUAAAGCUGUCACCAUUUCCGAAGACAAUAAUAGCAAUGACGCGAAUGAUGACAAGAAGAAAAAAGAGAAAAGACCAAGUAAAAACCGUACAUUCUCUAGUGAAAGCUCAGAUCAAAAUAGGUUCAAAGAAACUGAAGUAUUGGAUUCGACUGAUCCUAAGGGUCAACAUCAACGUCGCAAAUCAACUGCCAACACCGCCGAAAACUCUUCGCGAGGAGCUGUGAAAUCUAGAGUAAGUAAAGAUGACUCUGAAAAUAAGUCGGAAGCUCUUGAAUCACUUCAACAAAUCAUUGCUAGCCUUAAAAAUUUGCCUGCUCCUCCAAAGCCACAAAAACCUGAUAAGAAGGAAGGAGAAGAAGCACCAGUUGAUACAGUCUCUAAACAUAAAAGGAAUGAGUCUAACUUAGCUAAUAAUAAUGCUGCUAAGCGCUCAAGUGCAGCUGCUGCAAAACAACACAAAAAGGGUGCUUCCGUAUCUUUUUCUUUUCCUCUUACUACAUCUGUCACGACUUCAUUGAAAUCGAUUCAUGAUUCUGAAGAUGGUAAGCCCAUCAUUGAUAUUGAAAAUGCUUUGCAAGAUACGAUAUCUUCAUUGAGACGGAUGAGUCUUGAUAAGGACAUUGUCAUGUCUUCUGAUAAGCAAAAAGAACCAGAGUCUCCAAAAUCUCCUUUUGAGUUUAAAAAGCCUUUGGAAGAUCAAUCUCAAAAUGCAGCCAAGAAGACUCAUCGACGUCAUCAAUCUCUUGGACAUACAUUGUCUGCUGCCACUACUUUUAAUGCAACUCUAAAAGUAGCUCCUCCAACUCAUCAUCGAAGGCACAGCGUUGCACUUAAUGGAAGUAUAGAUGUUCUAAAGGAACUUGAAAAGAACCAAGGACGUCCUACAAGUCAAGAUGUAAAAGGGCAUCGCCGUAGCAAUUCCAGAAACUAUGAGAGCAACUGGAGAACAACUGCAUCUCCUGUCGCCAUUAUAAAUCCACAGUUUCAACCUUUUUCCAUGCCAAAGUUUGGAGCAUCUCUUCCUCCUUAUCUUAAGAAUGGGGAACUUGUCUCUGGUGUUUUGAGAAUUAAUAAGCGAAAUCGAUCUGAUGCCUAUGUAACAACAGAAUCUUUGGAUGCAGAUAUUUAUAUCUGUGGCUCGAAAGAUAGAAAUCGAGCUUUAGAAGGCGAUGUUGUCGCUGUCGAACUUUUAGAUCCCGAGAAGAAAGUUGAUAAAAAGAAAGACGAUGUUGAAGUUGAAGGUCAAGGUUUAUUGCUUUUUGAGGAUGAUGAUAUUGUGACUGAUGAUCAAAGACCAAAAUAUUGUGGCCAUGUUGUUGCUGUCAUGGAACGAAUGCCAGGACAAUUAUUCUCGGGCACUUUGGCACUUUUAAGACCUUCAUCUACUGCAACAAAAGAAAGAGAAGCAGCAGAAAAAGCUCGCCGCGAAGCAGAAGAUAGAGCUGCGGGAAUAGAACCGAGAUAUGAAGAAACAAAACAAGAUAAAAAAGAUGAUAGAAAUGAUCGUCCGAAAAUUGUUUGGUUUAAACCGACCGAUAAACGCGUUCCUUUGAUUGCAAUCCCAACCGAGCAAGCUCCUGUUGAUUUUGUUGAGAAACAUCAAGCAUAUGCUCAACAAUUAUUUGUCGCUUGUAUCAAGCGUUGGCCCAUUACAUCGCUUCAUCCAUUUGGUACAUUAGUUACUCAAAUUGGUGAAAUAGGCAGCAUUGAGGUUGAAACUGAAGCAUUGCUUAAAGAUAACAAUGUAUCAUCGGAUGAUUUUAAUGAAAACGUUACAAAAUGUCUUCCAACUACGCCUUGGGCUAUUCCUGAUAGAGAAUUUGAAUCCCGUGUUGAUCUUCGCUCUCAUCGAAUAUUCACAAUUGAUCCUGUCGAUGCUAAAGACCUUGACGAUGCUGUAUCUUGUACUCGUUUGCCUGAUGGGAAUUAUGAAAUAGGCGUGCACAUCACAGAUGUUAGUUACUUUGUAAAACCUAAUACUGCUCUUGAUCGUGACGCUCGUAAGAGAGCCACGACUGUUUAUUUAGUACAGAAAUCAGUGCCUAUGUUGCCUCCACUGCUUUCUGAACAAUUAUGCAGCUUAAAUCCUGGAGUUGAUAGGCUUGCUUUCUCUGUAAUUUGGAAAAUGAAUCCAGAUGGAAGAGUAUUAGAAACUUGGUAUGGAAGAACAAUCAUUCGACCUUGUGCCAAAUUGUCAUAUGAUCAUGUUCAGGAGGUCAUUGAAGGGAAACCUUUGAAUUCAAAAGUCAAAAUCUACAACGAAUUUGUUGCCAAGGAGGUUGAAGCUGAUAUUAAAGGUUUAGCCCAACGCCUUCGAGAAAAUCGAUUUAGAAGAGGCGCUUUAUCUUUAAAUACUGUCACACUUGACUUUGACCUCGAUGAAAAUAACGAACCAAUUGAAUGUCACGUUUUAGAACAGAAAGAUGCCAAUCGUUUAAUAGAGGAGUUUAUGUUGCUUGCCAAUAUGAGUGUUGCACAGAAAAUUUCCAGUGCUUUUCCCGAACAAGCGUUGCUAAGACGGCAUGCAGCUCCUAUUGAACGUAGACUUAAUGAGUUUGUCGAUCAUGCUCUUAGAUUGGGUUAUAAAGUUGAUUCAUCCUCUGCUGGUGCAUUGCAAAAAUCUUUUAACCCCAUCGAAGAUGACACUGUUAGAAGGGUUCUAAAACUUUUAGCAAUAAAACCGAUGCAAAAAGCCAAAUAUUUCUGCACUGGCACUUUGGAUAUUGCCAAAUAUCAUCAUUAUGCCUUAAAUACUCCAUUGUAUACACAUUUCACCUCACCUAUACGGCGAUAUGCGGACGUUCUCGUUCAUCGAAUGCUUGAGUCGGCUUUGGCUGGCGAGAAAAGAUUCUAUCUUGAUAAGGAUACCGUUCAAAAGACGGCUAAUCACUGCAAUGUAAAGAAAGAUGCGUCAAAGAAUGCCCAAGAACAAAGCAGUCAUCUCUUUUUGUGUGUACUGCUCAACAAUUUAACGGAACAAACGGGUCCCGUCAUACGUGAAGCUGUUGUUGUCGGUGUGAAAGAUCAUGCUUUCGACGUUCUCGUUCCUGUUUUUGGUAUCGAGAAACGAGUCCAUUUAGACCAACUACCCCUAGAAAAAUUUGUAUUUGAUACAGAAUCGAAUGAAUUAACGCUCAUAUGGAAAGCUGGUGUAAGCUCGCUUCAAUCCCUUUCGGAUGAUGACGGUGGCUUUGCAGAGGAGGAGGAGGAGGGGUUAGAAGUUGAUGAAGAAGCUUUACUCGCUGAUGUUAACGACGAUUAUCAUUAUGAAUUAAUGGAUGUGGCUAGCUUACCUAUUGAAGACGAACAUAGACUUUUUGAUGCUAGUUCCGAUAUCGGCGAAGACGAAGACGAAGAUAUUCCUGUUUUAGAUGUUAACGAUGCUUUAACUUCAGUUACUGAUGCUCCAAAUAAUAAUACCGCCUCCAUUUAUUCAGUAUCUUCUACUCGUAUUUCUACUCCACCGGUCGAAAACUCUACAGAAAAUCCAAUGUCAAAUCAAAUUUCCCAACUUAAAUUCUCCAUCCCCCCCGUUAAAACUUCUGAAUUACCUCAUAUUUCUCUUACUACAGAUCCUUCAAUUCUUAAUUCACAAAUAAUUCGAGAGUUGAGUCGACUUCAAGUAGUGGUUACGGCUGAUUGCAAGAAAAGUCCUCCUGUUAUUAAGGUUUUGGCUGUAAAUCCAUAUGCUGCUCUCGAUAAAACUGUUUAG
This is a messenger RNA of Ambispora gerdemannii, 3939 nucleotides long. Lineage: Eukaryota; Fungi; Glomeromycota; Glomeromycetes; Archaeosporales; Ambisporaceae. The record is from the annotation of a GenBank genome assembly.